CACUCCCCCCUUUUCAUGCUGAAUGGAACAUCCUGAAGUGGUCCAGUCUCCGGCUAGUCUAGGGUAGGCGUUUCGUGCAACUGAACUGACAACAGAAGAAGUUAAGGUACACUCACUGUCGGUUCAAGUUGUACAGUAAAAAUUCACGCCAGUGACAUAAAUGAAGUUCCAGUGCUUUUACCUAUUAUUGCAGGGAUCACUUAAAGUUUGUUUCAUUCACUUUUCUCCAACUUAUCUUGAGGAAAGACAAACGUGGCUUGGAGUAUAGCAGGACUCCAACAUUUGGGAAUGCUUCCUCGUUCGGUAAAGACAGGAGAGCAGAGUGAAAAGAUAUUCAUUCCCCACAAAAGUCAUGUUGUACUGGACUGUACUGCCUGAUUGGAAAGUAUUGUUUUUGGUGACUCUUCUAUGGGACUGCUGCUUCUGUGCUGAGGAACUGAAGCCCACAAGAUGGCCACUGUAUCCCCAAAAGCCUCUGGUCCUGGCCUGGAAUGCCCCGACGGAGGACUGCGGCCCGCGGCACAGUAUCCAUUUUCAGCUGGAGCAGUUCCAGAUUGUGGCGUCGCCCAACGAGGGCUUUGUCCGCCAGAACCUCACCAUAUUUUACAAGGACCGCUUAGGGUUGUACCCCUACUAUGAUGAGCCUGAUGGUACAGCCAUGAACGGUGGGCUCCCGCAGGUUGCCAGUCUCACUCAGCAUCUGGAGAAGAUGCCGGAGGGCAUUCAGUAUUACAUACGUGAACCAGGGGCUAAGGGACUGGCAGUUAUUGACUGGGAGGAAUGGAGACCACUGUGGAUCCGCAACUGGGACUUCAAGGAUGUGUACCGCAGACGGUCACGCCAGCUGGUGGCCGAGAAGAACCUAGCUUGGCCCGCAGAGCGUGUGGCUAAGGUGGCCCAGCAGGAGUUUGAGAUGUCGACCCGGAAGUUCAUGCUGGAGACCCUGAGGCUGGCCAAGAGCCUGCGGCCCAACCAGCUGUGGGGGUUCUACCUGUUCCCAGACUGCUACAACCACGACUACAGGAACACUCUGGAGAACUACACAGGCCGCUGUCCUGACGUGGAGGUGGCCCGGAAUGAAAUGCUCAAAUGGCUGUGGACUGAGAGUACAGCCCUCUUCCCUUCCGUCUACAUGAGCACAGUGCUACGCUCUUCGCCCUCUGGGCGCCAGUUUGUCCGGAACCGUGUGAAGGAGGGGAUGCGUCUGGCAUCAGGAGGAGACGGGCUGGCACGUCCUGUCUUUGUGUAUGCCCGGCCCACCUACGCCAACGUAUUGGACCUGCUGACAGAGACGGACCUGGUCUCCACCAUCGGGGAGAGUGUGGCUCUUGGGGCCGCAGGCAUCAUCCUCUGGGGAGACCAUGUUUAUGCAGGCAGCAAGACCAGUUGCUUCAGUCUGAAUGAGUACCUACAGGGUCCGCUGGGCCGGUACCUGCUCAAUGUCUCCACGGCAGCAGAGCUGUGCAGCCAGAGGCUGUGCGGUUCCCAAGGACGCUGCCUGCGCAGACACCCUGACACUGACGCCUACCUGCACCUCAGCCCCCUCACCCACAGCAUAGUCAGCCUGGAAAAUGGCAAAUUCAAGGUUCAAACUCUAGGUCAGCUUGGGGAAGAGGAGAUAAUGGGCUUUCAGAGAGAGUUUCAGUGCCAGUGCUAUAGUGGCUACCAGGGAGAGGGUUGUGGCCAGAGAGACCCCCUACAACAAAGAGGUAUCGCACCUUUAGUCAUGGGGACAUGGGUUCACUGUCUGCUCCUGCUACUCCUCACACUCCUGCUCUGACUGAUUGCAUACAUACAUAGUUCAUACAGCUACAUUUAAAAUGAUUUAAUGUGUAUUGGUAUACACAUGACAUUAUCUACACACUUCCACAUACAUACACUGGGACAAAUACAAAUGUAUUCACUGUGGCCCAGGUUGCUGUAAGGUUGGUGAAUCUAUGAUUAGAUGGUGGAACACUGUGGAACACGUACGUAGAGUUAUGGUUGUUUGUGUGUUUUGAUUUUCUUGAUACAUUGGAGGGCUCGCUGGAAAUAACUUUGUUUACAUUGCUCUCGCUCUUUCUCAGUUUCCCCCCCAACAAUAUAUAUCUCUCUCAUGCCUCUUCUUCCCACAACCCCCUUUCCUUUCUACAACCCCUCCCCUUUUAAGUUGUAAUUUUCUCAUGAUCCCAGUUUUGUUUUUGUGUGGUAGUUUUCAGCUUAUGAUGUAUGUACAGGUUUGUGUUGUGUGUGUGCCAAAAUGGGACAGAUGCACUUGAUUUUUUUAAUAGCACAAAAUAGUACUUAGUGCCUGACCUUUUACAUUGUUAUCUUUAGGUAAAAGUUCAUAUUUAUAUGAAUGUAUUUUCACACAAGAAAAAGUUUUUGUUAUUUUAUGACAAAUUUUAUGACAAAAACAAGACUACUAUUUUCUCUCCAGAAUUGUGCAUCUAUUUUACUGUGUACUGUGUUUCAAUCUCUCAAAAUAAAUCAAAGCUGUAACAUCCAA
This is a messenger RNA of Salvelinus namaycush (lake trout), 2488 nucleotides long. RefSeq names its product hyaluronidase-2-like. Gene Ontology annotation, biological process: hyaluronan catabolic process; carbohydrate metabolic process. The record is from RefSeq and is a predicted model, not a curated record. The coding region runs from base 353 to 1780 and encodes 475 amino acids. NCBI's taxonomy places the organism in Eukaryota, Metazoa, Chordata, Actinopteri, Salmoniformes, Salmonidae. Gene Ontology annotation, molecular function: hyalurononglucosaminidase activity; hyaluronoglucuronidase activity. The transcript has 4 exons.